Messenger RNA from Colossoma macropomum (tambaqui), 809 nucleotides. It is a transcript of the gene ube2ib, whose product is annotated as ubiquitin-conjugating enzyme E2Ib. Gene Ontology annotation, biological process: protein sumoylation. NCBI's taxonomy places the organism in Eukaryota, Metazoa, Chordata, Actinopteri, Characiformes, Serrasalmidae. Gene Ontology annotation, cellular component: nucleus. The transcript has 7 exons. Bases 282 to 758 code for a protein of 158 amino acids. The record is from RefSeq and is a predicted model, not a curated record. Gene Ontology annotation, molecular function: SUMO conjugating enzyme activity.
UGAAUACGCUACGCUUCAUCAUAUUUUAAAUAUAUUUAGGUGGUCUACUUGGCUAAGGGUACAAAUAACGAAUAACGCGUCAGAAAAAGUAUGUUAGUGUUAGUCUCAGGCGACAGAAGUGUGUGACCAGUGGUCCUAAUUUAGUCCGGUUAGGAACGGAUGCCUUUCGGGAGGAAAAAAAAAACUGACCGGGUUUAUUUUUUAUUUUUUAUAAAUUUUGUCCCGAGUCUGGCACGGUUCUAGUCGAAGAAUCUGGAAAGACACGCAACGAAUCAGUAGUCAUGUCUGGCAUUGCUCUCAGUCGACUGGCACAAGAGCGUAAAGCAUGGAGGAAAGACCACCCUUUUGGCUUUGUUGCUGUGCCAACCAAGAAUCCUGAUGGUACGAUGAAUCUGAUGAACUGGGAAUGUGCCAUUCCAGGGAAAAAGGGGACUCCUUGGGAGGGAGGUCUGUUUAAGUUAAGGAUGCUCUUCAAAGAUGACUACCCUUCAUCACCACCGAAAUGUAAAUUCGAGCCUCCUCUGUUUCAUCCUAAUGUGUACCCAUCAGGAACCGUCUGUCUCUCCAUUCUAGAGGAGGACAAAGACUGGAGACCUGCUAUCACAAUCAAACAGAUUUUGUUGGGCAUCCAGGAGCUUUUAAAUGAGCCUAACAUUCAGGAUCCAGCCCAGGCUGAGGCCUAUACCAUAUACUGUCAGAACAGAGUGGAGUACGAGAAGAGAGUCCGAGCACAAGCCAAAAAAUUCUCGCCCUCGUAGAUGUGGUGGACGGAUGGAUAAAUGGAGGGAGUGUGUCAACACGUUCUUUUC